Molecule: messenger RNA, 2388 nt
Organism: Aphanomyces astaci
Lineage: Eukaryota; Oomycota; Saprolegniomycetes; Saprolegniales; Verrucalvaceae
Exons: 5
Coding region: 119-2383 (754 amino acids)
Source: RefSeq, a predicted model, not a curated record
GCCGCCGAUUGAUUCACGGGCUGUCUGUCGUGUGUGCGUGGACGUAGUCUGCAGCAGGCGGCGACGAAUUUAUCGUGGUCGGGCUUUCAAACGACGUCCAUUUAUAUAUACGAAAUACAUGGGAGCAUCGUUCAGUGGGUCCAAGGUGGGCUUGUUGUCGUACUUUCACCACGAGUCCGCAGCCCUCAAGCGCAAAGAAGCCAUCUGGGGCACGUCGCUCCUCGCGCCUCUCUACUCGAUCCGGUCGCUGCCGUCGCUCGCGGCAGUCUCCAACGACAUUGUGCUCACCCCCCGGUCCCCCCACGUGAUUCCGGACGAUAUGCACCUCAUCUUCAUCUACAGUGGGCACAUCACUGCCACGGUUCUGGACGUGGGCAAGGUCUCGUUCAUGAUCGAGCGGACGAGGCGCAAUGCGAUCACGCGGCGCCGGUCGCUUCUACGUCGGGACGACUCGCUCGCGGUGCGGCUGCGGUACUACGCCGUCGACAGGGAGCACGCAACGGAAGAGGUGAUGCUGUGUCGGCGGGGCCCUUUGAACCACGACGGCAGCAGUAGCGGUGGGGGGACGUACCUCCUCCGGUUCGUCGCGUCCAAGAUCCGGUCGCACGAAGUCGUGGUCAAGUCGUUGUUGGUCACCCAAGUGGAGAUCAAGGCCAAGUCCCGCGCCAUUGCGCUGCCCCCUAUCGUCCCGAGUAGCCCCAAAGGCACGACGUGGGGGCGCUUCAACUCGCUCGUGCCGCUAGCUCCCCGACGGACGUCCGCGCAAACAGCCGCCGGUGGCGCCUUUGCUAACUCCGCCGCCGCCAUCUCCUACAACAACCUCCUCCCCCACGCGACCGCGCCACUAGAUCCGGGCAACGUCCCCAUCACACAAGACUGCGCGUCGAUCCUGCAAAAAAGUCCCUACUUUCGCGGCAUUGCCAUUGGGGACCUCAAAGCCCUCAGUGACUUGGGCACAAUCUCCAUCGUUCAAACCGAUUGCGUGGUGAUGCAAGAAAGGGAAGACGGCGGCCACGAGAUGUUUGUCGUGCUAGCAGGCGAUCUGCGCGUGUGUGUACGAGACCAAGACACCAAGGUGCUGAAACCCGUGGCGACGUUGCAUUCGGGGUCGUGUAUGGGGGAAAUGACGCUGCUGCUGCGGGGCCCGCGGUCGGCCAGCGUCACGGCCAUGUCCAACUGCAUGCUCGUGAGCAUCGAACGCAGCACGCUGCUGUCGUUUCUGCGGCGGCAGCCCCAGGUCGAAGCGAAGCUCAAGUCCGUGUUGGUGUUGAGAUUGCUCCAAAACGUGCUGGGCAUGCGGUCGGUCCCGAUGUUUGAAGCGUUUCAGUACGACGACGUGAUGAAGGUGGUGCCGCACUGCUUUAUCGAGAGCGACGUCGCUCGUGGAACAGAAAUCCUCGCGGCAACAUCGACGGAUGGAGAGGACGCCACCAGUCGCCCCACGCCAAGUCGACUGCAAAAGCAGUUUCGCAUUAUUUUAUCUGGCACAGUCGAAAUCAUUCCGGCCAUGGCCGGGCCCAGUGAAUUCAAGCAGUCUGGCCACGUGGGCGAACUGUUGCCUGGAAUGGACCCAUUGCCAGCGGGCACAAAGGUCGUCGCGUCCACCGAGUGCGUGUUCUUGUCCAUGUAUACCGAGUCAUGUUGGGGGCACCUAAGUGCCCAGACGAUGGCAGAGGCGCUGAUACGGUGGUCACAAGCGAACUGCACGGUGGAAAUGGUAUUGAGGCAUCCCGGCGCGCGGCAGUUUUACCUGCGGUACCUCACGUUCGAGUUCAGCGAAGAAAACCUGCAGUUUGUAAUCGCCGUCCAAGCGUUCAAGCUUAGCCCGACGGUCGUGGCCGACGCCAAGGCCAUCGUGGCCGAGUAUAUCCUCGAGUCGUCCCCCAAACAGAUCAACGUCGAAGCGAAAAUGCGCCACGAAAUCGUCGCCGCCUUGCGCGCCGUGGAGACCACCAACCACAGCAACAACAACAACAACGCCGACGGCAGUGUAGAUCGAGACAAGGGGGCCCCAGACGCAUUUGGGAUUUUCGACAAGGCAGUGGACGAAAUCACCACGUUGAUGCGCAAGGACAGCUUUCCGCGGUUCAAGAAGACACCGUUCUUUAAGGACAUGCUCGCCGCGUACCCGCUGUUGGACCACCAGGCCCAUACCGCCACGGCCAGCGCCGCCGUCGCCUCGGGGGGGACGAGUGACGCGCCCGGGGGGGACGACCUAAGUGACAUUGGCAAGCGAUUUCGAUACGUGCUGGACCAAGUGUUUGCCCAUCGGGAAACAAGGCGCGAGUUUCGUCGAAGUGGGACAGGGUCCUCUCGGGAUGCGUUUGCAUUUGGGGUAGGGGCCGUCGUGAAUCGGUCCAAACAUAGUUCCAGGGAGCGAUGAAUAUG